This is a messenger RNA of Stereum hirsutum FP-91666 SS1, 1173 nucleotides long. RefSeq lists its product as uncharacterized. The coding region runs from base 1 to 1173 and encodes 390 amino acids. Lineage: Eukaryota; Fungi; Basidiomycota; Agaricomycetes; Russulales; Stereaceae. The record is from RefSeq and is a predicted model, not a curated record. The transcript has 3 exons.
AUGUCUUCCGGGGCAACCACGAGCACUGCGUCCUUCGCCACCCAGCCGUGCGCCCCUUGCACGACCUCCCCAAACAUCGCACUGCGCCACCCGUUAGAACCCGUCCAGGAUUUAGGAGCCGGUGACAUAGAGGUUGAGGGAGAUGAGGACAGUCUAAUGGACCAUAUUCCGGUAAAAGAUGAGGGGAGGGGAGCCGGUGGAGUGGUAGUUGGCAGAUGUGAUGAGCAUAGAGGGUUAGAGGAAGGGAAGAAGCCGGUGACAGGGGAUGCAGACAAAGAGAUGAACGGAUCGGUCGCAGAUGAGUCGUCAGACCAUAGUCACGAGAAGGAAAAGGACGACGAAGGGGACGAGACGGUGGACGAGAGGGAUGGAGAGAAUGGUAGUGAAUGCGAUGAUGACGCGGAACUGAGCGCGGAAGUAUGGAAGAAGCGAUACUUCGCAGUGAAGAAGACCAACAAGCUCCUCGAAAAAGACGUCAAGCGAUACAGGGAAGAAAGUUAUGAGUUGGAAUGGGAGCUUGAGGAAGCGCAAGACGAUUCCCGUUGGUUCAGAGAGUGCGCAGAGAAGAACGAGUGUAAAAAUGAGUCGCUGAUGGUGGAGAGUCAGAGGUUGAAGGCGGAGAACGAGCGCCUGGUGGAGCGGGCUGACUGUGCGGAGCACAAGUACGAAGCUUUGGUCCAAGCACGGGCGGGCCAGGUCGAGCAGACCUUGAAACGCGAUGUCAAAGAGUCAACGAUACGACUCGACAAGGUGACUGAAAAGAAGUCAUUGCGGCGGAAAGCUGACGACAUGGGAUGCAUAAAAAUAAUGGGUGAAGGGCAAAAGGAAUGGGUAGAUACCAUUGCGACGUCGGGUGACGAGAGUGAUAGCCAGCCUGAGAUGAAAGAGGCAAGGGUUAUAGCGAGGGAAGGCGACGAGCUCGUGGUCAAUCAUGGCGAUGUGGCGAAGACAAAUGACGAGAUGAAGAGCACAAUUACGGUACUGAUCAGGAGGUUGGCAGACCUAGAGAAGGAGAACCUUCAUCUGCAUAGUCAGCACGAAAAAUUGUUCACUGUCAAGUCUCCGGUCAAUUCUAGGAAGAGGGUGUUGGAUGAGGAUUCCACAGAGACACAAAAUCAUUGGAAGAAGGCUGAAAGCCGGAGGAAAACGAAUACGCAGAGGUUGAGAGAGUGA